AUGAAGCAGACAGUAGAUCUCAAGCACAGGAAGCAGACCGUAGAUCACAGGCACAGGAAGCAGACAGUAGAUCACAGGCACAGGAAGCAGACAGUAGAUCCCAGGCACAGGAAGCAGACAGUAGAUCACAGGCACAUGAAGCAGACAGUAGAUCCCAAGCACAGGAAGCAGACAGUAGAUCACAGGCACAUGAAGCAGACAGUAGAUCACAGGCAUAUGAAGCAGACAGUAGAUCACAGGCACAGGAAGCAGACAGUAGAUCACAGGCACAUGAAGCAGACAGUAGAUCCCAGGCACAGGAAGCAGACAGUAGAUCACAGGCACAUGAAUCAGACAGUAGAUCCCAUGCACAGGAAGCAGACAGUAGAUCACAGGCACAUGAAGCAGACAGUAGAUCCCAGGCACUUGAAGCAGCCAGUAGAUCCCAGGCACAUGAAGCAGGCAGUAGAUCCCAGGCACAGGAAGCAGACAGUAGAUCACAGGCACAUGAAGCAGACAGUAGAUCCCAGGCACUUGAAGCAGCCAGUAGAUCCCAGGCACAUGAAGCAGGCAGUAGAUCCCAGGCACAGGAAGCAGACAGUAGAUCACAUGCACAUGAAGCAGACAGUAGAUCCCAGGCACAGGAAGCAGACAGUAGAUCACAGGCACAUGAAGCAGGCAGUAGAUCCCAGGCACAGGAAGCAGACAGUAGAUCACAGGCACAUGAAGCAGACAGUAGAUCACAGGCACAUGAAUCAGGCAGUAGAUCCCAGGCACAGGAAGCAGACAGUAGAUCACAGGCACAUGAAGCAGACAGUAGAUCCCAGGCACAUGAAGCAGACAGUAGAUCACAGGCACAUGAAGCAGACAGUAGAUCACAGGCACAUGAAGCAGACAGUAGAUCCCAGGCACAGGAAGCAGACAGUAGAUCCCAGGCACAUGAAGCAGACAGUAGAUCCCAGGCACAGGAAGCAGACAGUAGAUCCCAGGCACAGGAAGCAGACCUACAACUACAACUACAACUACCACACCUACAACUACAGCUACAACUACCACACCUACAACUACCACACCUACAACUACAACUACCACUACCACACCUACAACUACAACUACCACUACCACACUUACACCUACAACUACCACACCUACACCUACAAUUACAACACAUACAACCACCACACUUACACCUACACUUACAACUACCACACCUGCAACUACAUAUAA
Cyclopterus lumpus (lumpfish) is the source of this 1206-nucleotide messenger RNA. RefSeq names its product histidine-rich glycoprotein-like. The transcript is spliced from 2 exons. The record is from RefSeq and is a predicted model, not a curated record. NCBI's taxonomy places the organism in Eukaryota, Metazoa, Chordata, Actinopteri, Perciformes, Cyclopteridae. The coding region runs from base 1 to 1206 and encodes 401 amino acids.